This is a messenger RNA of Lineus longissimus, 1412 nucleotides long. RefSeq lists its product as uncharacterized. Gene Ontology annotation, cellular component: membrane. The coding region runs from base 303 to 1004 and encodes 233 amino acids. The record is from RefSeq and is a predicted model, not a curated record. NCBI's taxonomy places the organism in Eukaryota, Metazoa, Nemertea, Pilidiophora, Heteronemertea, Lineidae. The transcript is spliced from 6 exons. Gene Ontology annotation, molecular function: starch binding.
UCCACUUGGCGUAGGCUUCACCAUCGGUUGGCUUUUUGUGCUAAGUACUGCUAUCGCAAAGUCUUCGUACUGAUCGUACCUGUAACCUCGAUGAUGAUAGGAGGCAAGCAUCCUUGCUCCGUCUGGUGAUUCCUAUACCGGCCGAACGCACUGAGUUAUCUUCUUCGGGAGUACCAGUAGGCCUGACUUCCAAGCCCCAUACCAAUUGCAGGGUCCUGUGCGCUUGGAAUAGGGUGAAAUUGACGAAGAUUUCGUGGUGCCAUAACGGGUUGACGCAUAGAAAAGAAGGUAUCACUGGGAACAUGGCCGACCCCGGAGUAGAUACGUUCCCGCCUGAUAGUCCGUUUCGGUUUUUCUACAACACAGUGACAUCAGAUGACAUCAACAAGGCCAUGCUGACGGACCAUGACGGCUCGAAACGCGGCAAGUGCAAGAUCGGCUUCCUGACACAUUUCGUCUGCGAAGACUACCAUCAGUUGGUGGUCGUGGGGUCCAUUCCAGAGCUCGGUGAGUGGGACCCCGCAGCAGGGGUGGUGGCCCAUCGCCUUGACGCAGGAGGCUGGUGGUUGGCAACAGUCGACAUCCCAAAAACAAAUACCUUUGUAAUAAUGUGGAAAUGGAUAGUACGGUCACCAGACGGAAGUUACGUCAUCAGAUGGGAGGAACGUAGCAAUAGGAUCCUGUAUCCCCAAAAACGUCAUCAUUUCAUUGUUGCACCUUGGUUUGAAGAUGGCCUAUUAUUGCAGCCAGAUUGUCCAGUGACGAAGGGUGCCAUGGGUGGAAGGGCCGACAGAACCUCAAGACUUCUCCAUCCAUUUUCGUCCGACUCCCGUGAAAGUACCCUGGACCGUGAUGGUGACAGCGCUAAGUUAGUGGGAGGCCGCCGUGGCAGUCUCAAGAACAGGAUCAGGGGUUUCUUCAAGAAACACAGGAGCAAAGACCGGGGAGGAAAUCAAGACAGUACUCAAAGUGCUCCUGAUUACAGCAAGAUCGGUACAAUGUAAACACAAGCAGCAGCCAAAGUUCAUAGCAUGCAUGCGGACUGUAUGGUAUAUAGGCCUAUAUACUCAUAUUUUAAUGUGCAAUGUAUCUUUUAUUUAUGACAAUGUAUUUUAAUAACAAGACUUUCGCAAUGGCACCCAGAAGGAAUGACACCCAUUGCUUCCGUUUCGAUAUGUUAAUGAGAAAGUGCGGACAUGAGAAUGACGAAUCGACCUUGUGACUCACGACUGUGGGACGGACGGAACAACAUCCAGCUUCGAUUUCAAAUGUUUAGGAAAGUUACAUGAAGGCAUGAAAGCAAUUUCUCCCAAAAAAAAAUUAUCAGAAAACUGAAAUCAUCUGGCACAUGUUCGUUUUCUUCGAAGUAUUCAUUUGUAAAGAUAACUGGAAUAAACAUUCUGUGUCGGAUA